Capronia coronata CBS 617.96 is the source of this 1077-nucleotide messenger RNA. RefSeq lists its product as uncharacterized. The transcript has a single exon. Gene Ontology annotation, molecular function: S-adenosylmethionine-dependent methyltransferase activity. The coding region runs from base 1 to 1077 and encodes 358 amino acids. The record is from RefSeq and is a predicted model, not a curated record. Gene Ontology annotation, cellular component: mitochondrion. Gene Ontology annotation, biological process: mitochondrial respiratory chain complex I assembly. Lineage: Eukaryota; Fungi; Ascomycota; Eurotiomycetes; Chaetothyriales; Herpotrichiellaceae.
AUGAUGCCACAUACAAUUCGGCCCUGGCUGUCGCGCUCAGCUUUGCACCGGCCGUCGACCAUUUGCAGACGUUACGCAAUCCAGGCGCCCGGUAGGCCAACCCUCGAGAUCUUCAACGACAAUGUAAAGUAUCUACAGAAAGAGCGAGCGGCCGCCAACGUGGAAUACAGCCGACAUGUCGACUACCUCAAGGAUGAAGUCGCACGGAGGCUGGUGGAUCGCCUUCUUGACAUCGACCGACAAUUCCCCCAAGUGCUUGAUCUAGGUGCCAACAGCUGCCACAUUGCCCGAGCACUCUCGAGGCCGCCUCUCAUUGCGCCAGAGAUCCCUGAGGUCCCAGAAAAGGCCAAAAUCCCACUCUCCGAGCGCGUCAAACACCUCACCUGCGUAGAAAUAUCGCCCACCACGCUUCACAGAGACGACUCACUGCCAGCGCCCACGGUGCCUAUCACGCAGACUGUUCUGCCCUCUCUGGAGGCCCUUCCUUACGAUGCCAAUACGUUCGACGCCGUGUUAUCCUCCUUGUCUCUCCACUGGAUCAACGACCUCCCUUCAGUACUAUCCACGAUCAACAAUAUCCUCAAACCAGACGCUCCCUUCCUCGCCGCCAUGUUUGGUGGAGACACGCUAUUUGAGCUACGUUCAUCGCUGCAACUGGCCGACCUGGAACGCCGCGGCGGUGUUUCACCACACAUAUCCCCUCUGGCGGAUGUCCGGGACGUGGGAAACCUGCUGGGACGGGCCGGCUUCAAGCUGCUCACGGUGGACGUGGACGACAUCAUAGUCGAAUACCCAGACACUUUUGCACUAAUGACUGAUAUCCAAGCAAUGGGCGAGGGAAAUGCGAUCCUCAAGUCGGGCGGCGGGCCCCUCAGCCGAGAUGUGUUGCUUGCAAAUGAAGCCAUAUACAGAGAACUGCACUGCCAGGAGGACGAAAGGGAUAGAAUACCCGCAACCUUUCGAGUGAUCUACAUGAUCGGGUGGAAAGCUAGCCCAGACCAGCCACAACCGUUGGAAAGGGGCAGCGGAAAGGUCAACAUCAAAGAUAUACUUGGUGGAGGCGACCUGGGCCUGUAA